UCAAAUGUCGGCAAUGUUCUUGUCUUGUCAGAUUAGCUAAAAUUUGUGAAGAGUGUUAAAGUUAAAAUGAAAAUGUUAAAAUAAAAAUACAAUAGUGUCAUACUAAAGUAAAUCGUAAUGCUUGCGUGUAUAUCAAAGUCGUAGUUUGGAAAAUAUAGAAUAUUUACUCGCAAUUGUUACAUCAUGAGUAAUCUGAGAAGAAAUGUUUUGCAAUGUUUCAAAAAACUUCAUAGAACAAGGCUCAAAGUGUUCAACGGAGAUGAAAUGGCAUUAACAGCUGGUAGAUUAAAAAUAAAUGAAGAAUUUAAGAAAAACAAAGGAGUUGAUAAUGAAGAGGCAAUAAAGGCUAUGAUUGCCUUUGGAGAAGAUGUAGAAAGAGAAUUAAGGACACAAGUAAUACAAGCAAAGCAGAUUAAACCCGGAGUCUUUGAGGCAAGAAUAACUCAAGACACACUAAAAUUAGAAAAUAUACCUUUUGAUGACAAUGCAAUAAUAGAAAAGGGUACAGGAACUCCUUGUUGUCAGAGUCGCCCAAAGUAAUCAUGUUGAGCUUGCUAAGUAGAUGUUUAGAAUAGUGGAGUAAGAAUAAAGUUAUGUACCUGAAAA
Molecule: messenger RNA, 606 nt
Organism: Leguminivora glycinivorella
Lineage: Eukaryota; Metazoa; Arthropoda; Insecta; Lepidoptera; Tortricidae
Product: complex III assembly factor LYRM7
Exons: 4
Coding region: 184-540 (118 amino acids)
Biological process (GO): mitochondrial respiratory chain complex III assembly
Source: RefSeq, a predicted model, not a curated record